This is a messenger RNA of Aureobasidium melanogenum CBS 110374, 4131 nucleotides long. RefSeq lists its product as uncharacterized. The record is from RefSeq and is a predicted model, not a curated record. The transcript has 3 exons. Bases 1 to 4131 code for a protein of 1376 amino acids. NCBI's taxonomy places the organism in Eukaryota, Fungi, Ascomycota, Dothideomycetes, Dothideales, Saccotheciaceae.
AUGGCACAACGAGAAGACUCACCAAGGACAACUAUGGCUGAGCUGGCUUACCUCAGGCGUUUGCAGAAAUACCAAAAGCGCAAAAGCGACUCCAUUGAGCACCGACUGCACCGGCUAGGAAUAUCUUGCGAGGCCAGGAACCGGAUGGUUGAAGGCGCGAAGGGUCUACGAUACGAACUCACCGAGUCAAUCCAAUCUGGGAACCGGAGCAAGUUUUCCAUUCUCUUCGACGCCUUUCACAUUUUCAGGCAGGCAUGUAACGAAUGGGACACGCAGUCUCCUCUACCCAAGGAUGUGAACAAUCAUACGCCGGACUACCGAAGUGGUUAUUUUCUGGAUGGCGUGUCGCCGGGUACUCGUGAGACCUUACUAACGUUUCUAUCUCGUGUCUCUUUUGAUCCGUUCUUCCUUCUCGACCGUCUUUUAGGACUUCCAGAUUUCGCCUUCGCAACUCUAUCCAGGCCAUAUUGUCAAAGUUUGACCGGAGCCUCAAUCUUCGGUAACCAUCUCAAGCAACCAUCAGACAGGACCGAGCAUGAGGAUACGAAACGGUUCUUGGACUUUUCCCGGUCAGAUGUCCUUGGCCUGCUACUGAAAUUGAUCCCUACGGAUGGGCACACCCGUGAUGAAUCACUUUCGAGUGCUUGGGGAAUCAUCUGUGCUGGUCUCUUGUCCUACCAGAAGGCAGGAAGUGACAAGUUUGUGAUCGCUGUCAUGAACGCGCACCUUGGACAGCUGGACAAUACGGCUCGUCAUUACCUUGACACUUGGCUUUUGGAGACAAUGAGAGACGGAGACUUUAUUCUUUACCACGCAGAUCGGCGUGCGUUCCGGAACAAGGUCCAACCUUCCUCGGGCCUUCCUAAUGAUGAUGCAAAGGCCGUUGAUGACUUCUUUGCUACAGCGAUCGAGAAAUUGCUCUCCCUCCUCAAGGACAAUCAGCUAACAAGACUUAUCCCAAACAGUGUCUUAAGCUUGGCAAAGUCCAUUGUUGCAAGACUGGACCCCUCUUCUCAGCAGCAACAAGCAGCUCCGUACUUCUUAUGUACUCGUUGGCUCUUUGCGUCAUAUUUGUCGUCACUAAUAACAAGUCCAGAGAGCCAUGGUCUAUUGCUCUCUCAUCACAUAUCGUCAACUGUUCGUCAGCGGAUACUACAUGAACUAGCACUUCGUACCCGAGAAGUUAUGGAGGGUGUUGCCUACUCAUGGAAACAAACUUCUCCCAUCUUGCCCCACCUCAUAGAGAAAAUCGAAACCAUCGUAGACCUCUUCCGACUGGGUCCACUGGAAUCAGUAUCCGUUCCGGAUACCAGGAAUCUAGGUAGUAACAUUCCAGGCAGCAGUUCCUGCUACAACAGACAAAUUAUGCUUUGCGCUUCGGAAGUGGUCAACGCGAUUCACUCUCUCUAUCCAGAGAAUAGUCACGAUCUUUGCAGUGGUUUCCUCAUCCUCCGUGGCUCAACUCUGAGGUCCUCCGCAUCCUCCGUGUCCGGAUUGUCUCUUUUCCAAACUAUGUCUCCCUCAGAACCUACCUCACCAAGGAAUGGUCGUUGCGAUGUUGUCCCUGAGGUAGGUACACCUACUGGUUUCUCUGUACCUAGUGCGGCGCCAAUGGGACGCUCUCAGGACCAUGCAUUUUUGUCUGCCGGAGACAGCUUUAGCCAUAGACUCAGAGAAGCUUGCAUUGAAUUGGCUGUGUCUACUGGCGGUCACUCCGACAUGGAAAGGUGUGAUUUGUUUUCCGAGCAAUGGACAUGUCUCGAGACGUGUAUCAAUCACGGCACAACAUCCUGGAUCGACUACGCUAGUCACCAGGUCGAUUACGAUGGACUGAAGAUGGACUUUUCCCCGGAGCAACCUAUUGAUUCUGAAACAUUUGGCUUCCUAAGCACUGGCAUCGUCACCCUCUUGGAUGGGUUCUCCUCCGUGGCCACCUUGAACACUGUAACCACGCCCAAGGAUGAUCAUUCGGUGCAUUUCUCGUUAUUGAAUCAGUUCGAGAGCGCGAGAGCGAGUUGUUACCACCAAGGAGAUUUUGCUCAGGCCCAUCUAUUCUUCCGCUUGGCCAAGACGACUACCUCACUCUCUCCUGCAUUGACAUCGCAGAUUAUUCAGGCUGUUGCAGAGGAGUUUCAUCACUCUAUCGAUAUCUGUCGCCUCAAGAUUCAAAAAGGAGAAGCUCAGAUUGAGAGAAUCAAUGACAGAAUCAAUUCGCAGCAAGCCGAGAUACGAUCACUUUCGUAUAUCAACGACCGACUACGAGAGAAAAUGUGGUACACUGCUGACAUCCAACGAGCAGGUCACUAUGAAGAAUUGCGUAAAGUAGUGACAGCACUACGGGUCAUGGCGUCAACAAGUCGCCCGAAAACAGACAAGAAGAAACCUCUUCUCAGGCAUCGAAGUGCAUCAAAGUCUUUGAACCAAAAUGUACAACUGAAAGCAGAAGCAGCAACACUUGAGCUAAUUUCCGCUCCAGUUGAAAGAGGUGGCACAAACAAGCUCAGUGACACCCAGAUUGAUAUGACCAUGCGUUGGAUGCAAGCUCGCGGUGUGGAGAGAGUCUGCAGGGCCGAAGGACGGAUACAUCGUUUUUGUUCUGAGCUUACCAGAUGCAUCGACCAUUUCGUAGGUCAAAGCAUCGUCGAAAACCCGAUACUGUGGUCGAGUCAGCUCUUCGAGAACCAGAAGACCUUGUCUGAUCAAUGUUAUAGCAGAGUUGGUACACCCAAUUCUGAACUUGGCGCAUUGACCAAGCUUCGAUCUAUGUACGACAAUAAUGUGUCUGGGUCAUAUGAGGCUUGUGCUUCGUCUCAAUGGAGUCGAUUUACUACUUCAUCACGGACCACAAUGCACUCGAACCUUACUGCCAGAAGUAUAAGUCCAAAGUCCAUCCCGCACGACUAUUUUGGCUGUCGAAGUCCCACUCUUACUCAUAAAUCAUCUGGCACUUUAUGGUCAAGCUUCAGUGCAGGACCACAAUCUCCGUCAAGUGCUACGAGCUUUCCGUCAAGGGCUUUAUCACCCAUGUCAACUGGACGACCGCUGUCUCGCCACUCAUGCUUGCAGCAGAGUCAAGCUUCUUUCCUGGACGAGCUGAAGCAAAACUUGACCAGCUUGCUACUGAGUGACUUCCACGACCUAUUUCGCUCGGGAAGUGAGACGGACAAAGCUAUGCGCAAGAUGCUCAAGCUCAGAUUACCGUGUGGUGUUCUACCAUCAGAUGAGACGGAGCACAAACGCGAUGUCUCUCAAUUGUCAUUCGAUUUUGAUCAGGUAUUCCGCAUGCUUUUGAGACGUUUCGAGUUACAAGCCAGCCCCUAUGCCAAACUUGACAUUCUUCUUGAGCUUCAAUCCAUGCUCAAGGCGUAUAGGGUGGACCGCGGACUGGAAGAUGUGAACAAUGCAUCACAAUCCGACGCCAUUCUGUUUGCUCAACGUAGACCUAGUCUUCGAAUCGAUACUUCGAGCGCUCCCAGAACAGCUUUGGGCCACGAUAGUACCAUACUGAGCUUUCGCCAACUUUUCCAAGACCCGCAGUUAAGGCCCAAGACUUUGUUCCGCGACUUGCAGUAUAUUGCCUCACUUGUCCCGCUCAAUAUCCUCGACAGCACGCCUCGUGGCCGUGCCUUCUGGAACGCCACCAUUGCCGCCCUCGACCUGAAAGAAGAGAUCUGCCAAAGCAUGAUCGAGACAGCCGACCAAAUCAUCCAACACCACACUUUUAACCGCGGCCACUCGCGUGUGACCUCUGCCGCACAAGCAAAACGCGAUGCCGCUGCCUUCUCCCCACCUACUCCUCAACCUAGCGAUCCCUCGGUUGCAGACUUGAGUAUGAGUGAUGCAGCAAUGUUGCUGCAACUAACAGCCAAGGAAGGCAUUCCUGCUGCCCAGCGCGAGCUUGCAACACUCUACCUCACAAACCCAGACCUUCUCGGUAUCUGUUUGCCGCCAUUUUCGAAGGUCAAGGAUGUGUUUAAAGAUGUGGACAAGGAUCGAGAGGCGGCUAGUGAGAGAUAUGAUCCUGUGGCCAUGGCUGUUGCGCGGCAUUGGAUGGAGCUGAGUGCGAAAGGUGGAGAUGAACAUGCGGUGGGGGUUCUGAGGGUCAAGGAUGAGUUUGAUAGAAUUCCUUGA